Molecule: messenger RNA, 3167 nt
Organism: Sphaeramia orbicularis (orbiculate cardinalfish)
Lineage: Eukaryota; Metazoa; Chordata; Actinopteri; Kurtiformes; Apogonidae
Gene: asmtl
Product: acetylserotonin O-methyltransferase-like
Exons: 15
Coding region: 71-2137 (688 amino acids)
Molecular function (GO): protein dimerization activity; O-methyltransferase activity; nucleoside triphosphate diphosphatase activity
Source: RefSeq, a predicted model, not a curated record
GUCGUAGUCUCUGGUUGUGCAACCGAUCACUCUUCCGGGCCAUGCAGGGUAGUUGAAGAACGAGGCCACCAUGGUGCUAAACCCUGUCAUUUCCAAGCUUUCUGGUAAACUGGUUGUACUUGCAAGUGCUUCUCCUAGACGACUGGAGAUUCUUCGCAAUGCGGGCUUACGCUUUGAGGUGGUGCCGUCAUGGUUCAAAGAAACCCUCGACAAGAGACUCUUCAAAUCCCCUCAGGAGUAUGCAGUUGAGACAGCCAAACAGAAGGCACUGGAGGUGGCCAGGCGGAUGCCUUUUAAACACCUGAAGACUCCAGACAUAGUAAUCGGGGCAGAUACUAUUGUGACUGUAGACGGUUUGAUACUGGAGAAGCCAGUGGACAAGGAUGAUGCUUACAGAAUGUUGUCCAGGCUGAGUGGUAAGGAGCACAGUGUCUUCACUGGCGUAGCUAUUGUCCUCUGUCAUGAGAAAGAAAAUGAAGAGAUUGAUUACCAGUUAAUUGACUUCUAUGAAGAAACAAAGGUGAAAUUUGCUGAUCUCUCAGAAGAUAUGCUCUGGGAGUAUAUCAAUAGUGGUGAACCCAUGGACAAAGCUGGUGGCUAUGGCAUUCAGGCUCUUGGCGGAAUGCUGGUGGAGUUCGUCCAUGGAGACUUCCUCAAUGUUGUGGGUUUUCCCCUCAACCACUUCUGCAAACAGUUGGACCUUAUUUACAACCGCUGUCCUUUCUCCUCUGACGAAGAAAGUGCUUCUGUUGAGCUGCACCACAACAGCUCUCACACUACCUUGAUAGAAAGUCAGCAUUCAUCGAAACUGCCUCCUCAGUCCACCCACAGUCCCAUCAUCUUUACAAAAGACAAUCUUUCAUCCAGCCCCAGAUCUAACAGUCCUCCUGGCAGUCAAACACACCAGAAAAGCCCUUCGGUCAGUCCUGCUCAUAAGGUGAAAAGGAAAGGCAGUGAAAGUGAAGUGGGUGAGAGUUCCCGGACACUGGUCAACAGCUUGUCCAAACAUACAGACAAGAGAGAGAUACAGGGCUCAAAUCAUACACUACCUACGAUGACCAGCAGAGGGCAGUUGAUUGAAUUCAAUGUAACCGAGCAUGAGGAUAGCGAACCUAAAAAGGAGGACUUACAGCAAAUCAUUCAACUGAUGGAUGGAUUCAAAGCAUCAAAGGCGCUGUUUACUGCAUCCAAGAUGGGUGUGUUUGACCUGCUGCAGAGAAAGCCAGGGCUAGAUGCAGCACAGGUGGCUCAGGAGAUCAAAGCUGCAGUGAAGGGGACCGAGGGUCUGCUCGGAGCCUGUGUGUCUCUGGGAUUGUUACAGAGCAAGGAGAAAUCGUCCCAGAGGCCAGUUUACAAAAACACAGAUCUUGCUACUCGUUAUCUUUGGUCAGAUUCUCCUUUCUCCCUGCACGGCUACAUUCAGCACUGUAAUGAAACAUUGUGGCCUCUUUUCUCCCACCUUGAGAGUGCUGUGCGUGAGGGAACCAACCAGCAUGAGCGGGCUUUUGGCAAAAAAGCAAAUGAUUUAUUUCAGGAUACCUACUAUAAUAAUCAAAGUGUCAAGCUGAGGUUCAUGAAUGCCAUGCACAGCAUUGCUAAAGUUACAGGAAAAGCUGUAGCAACGGCCUUUGACCUUUCCAGUUAUAAAACAGCCUGUGACCUAGGAGGAUGCACUGGUGCCAUUGCCUAUGAAUUAACCAAAGCCCAUCCUGAAAUGUCUGUAACGGUGUUUGACUUGCCAGAGGUGGUUGAAAUGAGUGAACAUUUCCAUCCAUCACACACUGACAACAGGGUAUCAUUUGUAGCAGGGGAUUUUUUUAAGGAUGAAUUACCCAAAGCAGACCUAUACAUACUGGCACGAAUCCUCCAUGACUGGCCUGAUGAGAAAGUUCAUAUCUUGCUGAAGAAAAUUGGAGAUGCAUGCACACCAGGAUGUGCAGUGCUUCUAGCUGAGACCAUGUUGGAUGGACAGACAGCCUACUCUGCCCUGCAGGGUCUUAACAUGUUGGCCCAGACUGAAGGGAUGGAGAGGACAGAGAGCCAGUACGCAGACUUACUGAGUAAACAUGGCUUUGGGGACACUCGUGUGGUUCGCACCAUGAACUUCCUUGAUGCUUUCCUUGCCGUUAAAAUGUAGCAAGUAAAUUAUUCAUGUGUCCUGUGUUACUGUUUUGACCCAAAAGAGCCUAAAUACUGUAUACAUUGUGAAGUAUAGGAAUGGAGAUCUGCUGUCACAUGUUGACCUGGGUUGACUUUCUUUAGGCGCCUUUGAGUUUAUGUACUGUUAAGUAUGAUCUUUGUAAUGACCACAACGGAUCUCAGAGAACACAGACCAACCAUCGACACUGUUAUAACCUGUGUUUUCUGCCUUUUUGUCUGUUGAUGCCACUGAGGGGCUUAACUGCCUGCCAGGAUGGUAAUACAACUUUAAUGUACAUGUUCUAAAGUAAUUACUACUAAUUCAUUUGUAAUUAUAAAUUAAUAAACCACUCUCCAACGUCAAAGGGAAAAACAAUUGGUCCAUUCUUCAUCAUACCAUUUAGUUUCAUACCAGUUGGUGCUUUAGUUUUUGCAUAAUCCUGCUGAUACAUAGACAAAUAUCAGUGAUCACAUAAUUUUCCUGUCAGAUGUAAUUUUUCAGGUUGACAUGACUUGAACUUUAGACCACUGAAAGAAUAUUGCCAGCAGUGCUAAGGGCAAGGCCUUUCAUAAGAGGAACUGUAAAAUGAACAGACAGUCACAUGAGAAAACAGACAAGAACCAAGGGACAUAUGACUGGGUUAACAACUGCCUGUUAGACCUCAAUACAUAGUUUUUUGGGGGGUUUUUUUAGGAAAGAAGAGCCAAACAAUGGUUUCUUAAAAUCUAGCUCCAUGUGAAGCAGCAAAGAACGCUUUUUUUUGUUACUGUAUUACUUCACUGAUGUGAUAUUUGAUAUUCUGGGAAUGUAACCUCUUGAUUGUUUUUUUACAGUUGUUGCUGCAGUGCUCUAUUUUCUUGCUAUGUUACUAAAGCUCCUCAAGAUGGCACCAGAAACCUGUAGAUCUCUUCAGAAAUGGUUGCGCAUAGUUUCCUUUAUUGUUCAAUGGACUAAUUAUUUCCAGUGACAAGUGGAUGUGAAUUGUUGUAAUCAUUUGUGACAACAAGAGUUUACAUGUUUCAGCUCA